UGUCAGAAAUCAAGGUGUACUUUUUGUUUUCGUUGUUUGGAAAAAUCAAGAUGGAUUUGGUGUGCAUUUGGAAAGCUCCCUGUAGAGAGAGAAACAUCGCUCGUUCCUUUCGUCGGUGACAAAUAGGGACGAAAACCAGUUGACCUUCUAAACCAACUGGUAACGAAUCCUACAAAAUUCAUGAGAUUUAAACCCUAAACCCAAUCCAAUCACGACCAAUCCACCACCCGAUUUCCUUCCAUUCGAAACCCUAGUUCUUCCUACUUCCUGCGCCGGGUCGAAAAAUGGCUUCGUCCGAAAUCGAAAUCGUAUCGGACUCCAACGAGCAGAAGACCUCGGUACAAGUCCCUUUCGGGGUCCCUGUGGACGUCACCGACGUUUUCGGCGCGUCUGCCUACGGAGAUUUUGAGAAGCUUCGGAAGUUCGUCGAAGAAGACGGCGCUUCUCUCUCCCAACCCGACGGCAACGGCUACCACGCCCUUCAGUGGGCUUCGCUCAACAAUUUCGCUGCUAUUGUGCAGUAUAUCAUAGAGCAUGGUGGCGAUGUACAUGCGACAGAUAAUGUGAAGCAGACGGCAUUGCAUUGGGCAGCGGUGCGGGGUUCGAUUGCGGCUGCAGAUGUGUUGUUGCAGAGUGGGGCUCGGGUUGAGGCUGCUGACGUAAAUGGGUAUCGGGCAGUACACGUUGCAGCUCAAUAUGGACAAACAGCAUUCUUAAAUCACAUUAUUGCAAAACAUUGUGCUGAUUUUAAUGCACCGGAUAAUGAUGGUAGAAGCCCUAUUCAUUGGGCUGCAUACAAAGGAUUUGCAGAUACAAUUCGAUUACUUCUAUUUAGAGAUGCCAGCCAAGACAGACAAGAUAAAGAAGGUUGUACGCCUUUGCACUGGGCUGUACUAAGAGGAAAUGUGGAAGCAUGCACUGUACUUGUACAUGCAGGCACAAAACAGGAAUUAAUGGUGAAAGAUAAUGCCGGAUUUACUCCUCUACAGCUGGCAUAUGAUAAAGGUCAUCGGCAUAUAGCUUUAUUCCUCUCUAGUGCACAGCGUACCCGAAUGAAGCGCUGGGAAGGCAUAGUUUGCAUUGGCCGAUUAGAGGAUGGAGGUUAUGCCCCUAUUCUGUUCUGUAUAGUUACUAUCAAUAUCAUCCUUUUCAUCAACUCGGUUAUUUGGGCUCCCGAUCUUCCAAAGGUUACUGCCAUAGUUGGACUUUGGGGAUGGACAGCUGUUUCGCUGGCAGUUGCUGCAUUGAUGAUGUUAUACCAAUGCAGUAGUAAGGAUCCAGGUUAUUUGAAAACAUCAGGAGGAUUGGGUGGCCAUUCAGAUGGGCAGGAUCCUUUACUGAAUAUUGAUCUAAACAAUUCCUCUAUCUGGACGGGAAAUUGGUCUCAACUUUGCCCUACCUGCAAGAUAAUUAGACCAGUUCGCUCGAAGCACUGUCCUGUGUGCAAGCGAUGUGUGGAACAGUUUGACCAUCACUGCCCCUGGAUCUCUAACUGUGUUGGAAAGAGGAAUAAAUGGGACUUCUUUGUUUUCCUCUGCUUUGCAAAUCUGUGCUCGUUUGUAGGUGCUGUUGUUGCUGUUCAAAGGUUUUGGACAGCAAAAUUGGUGGUUCCAGCUGCAAAAUCAUGGAUUCAUUACGUAGCCGUUCAACAUCCUGGUGCCGUAGCUUUUGUUGUUAUGGAUGUAAUCAUUUUCAUUGGUGUCUUUUCUUUGCUAACAGUGCAAGUAUCCCAGAUUGCUCGGAAUAUCACGACAAAUGAAGCGAUGAACGCAGUACGUUACGCGUAUCUUCGUAGUCCAGAUGGGCGGUUCCGUAACCCCUAUAAUCAUGGGUGUAGAAAGAACUGUGCAGAUUUUCUCAUUGUUGGAUAUACAGAUGACGAUGAGACUCCCUGGCCUUCUUUGCAGCAGGUUGCCCAGUAGAAAACUCGUCUCCUUAUUUGCCUCUUCAACUCAUCCGGUGUCAUACUUUCCUGGGUUUUCAGGUGUUAGACGAUACUGAGGCCCUCCUGCGAAUUUAAAAUCACGGGUAUAUUACGCUGUUGGUCCGUAACUGCUGUACUAUAUGUCACUUGCUCAUUUUUACGAAAAAAAUAGAAGUCCAGCUCUAUAGCAACAUCAACUAUGGAGUAGAAGUUUUUUUGUGAGAUGAUUUAUGUGUUCUGUGAAUACGCUUCCAUUUUUUAUGUUGUAUUUACCGCCAUAAUGAUUAAAUUACAAGGGGCAUAGCUGUUUUAUUUUA
This is a messenger RNA of Rhododendron vialii, 2241 nucleotides long. Its product is annotated as probable protein S-acyltransferase 23. Gene Ontology annotation, molecular function: protein binding; palmitoyltransferase activity. The record is from RefSeq and is a predicted model, not a curated record. Lineage: Eukaryota; Viridiplantae; Streptophyta; Magnoliopsida; Ericales; Ericaceae. Bases 285 to 1922 code for a protein of 545 amino acids. Gene Ontology annotation, biological process: protein palmitoylation. The transcript is spliced from 13 exons. Gene Ontology annotation, cellular component: Golgi membrane.